Molecule: messenger RNA, 880 nt
Organism: Sorghum bicolor (sorghum)
Lineage: Eukaryota; Viridiplantae; Streptophyta; Magnoliopsida; Poales; Poaceae
Product: basic blue protein
Exons: 2
Coding region: 93-578 (161 amino acids)
Cellular component (GO): plasma membrane
Molecular function (GO): electron transfer activity
Source: RefSeq, a predicted model, not a curated record
CACAGCAGCUAGCAGCCACAGACUACUCUAGUAGUGCCACAUCUGCCAUAGCAAGCUAGCUAGCUAGCUCGUCGAUCGCCAGUGAAGAGGCAAUGGCUUACCGCCAAAUGCAGCUCCUGGCCGUGGUCGCCGCCGUCGCGUGCCUCGCGCCGCUGGCCUCCGCCACGGUGUUUAUGGUCGGCGACGAGCUCGGCUGGAGGGCCAAGUUCAACGAGACCCACUGGGCCGACAACAAGACGUUCACCGUCGGCGACAGCCUCAUGUUCAUGUACCCCAAGGAUAACCACACGGUGGCCCAGGUGGGCAAGGACGACUUCCUGGCGUGCAACCUGCAGGGCAACCAGAUGAAGUUGUGGGACUCCGGCAACGACGUCGUGACGCUGGACAAGCCCGGCAAGAUGUGGUUCAUCUGCACCAAGCCCAACCACUGCCUCAACGGCAUGAAGCUCGUCAUCGACGUCCAGGCACCCGCCGGGGGCCCGAAUGCGGAGCCGCCGUCGGCGGCGCCCGUCAGCUACACGGUCGGCGGCGCGGUGGCCGCCGCUGGUGCCGUGCUCGCGGCCGUGCUCGCCUUCUAGAUUCCUGUGUGCAAGCAGGGAUCAAGCAUUAUCGCAUUCGUUACUUGACAACAUCGAUCGUUUUGUGUGUGCGUGGUCGUCGCGUCGGAUCAAUUUUUUUCUUUCUUUUUUUUUUAUAUAUAUUCUCGAAUGCAUGCUGUUGUUUAUUAAUUGGACUUGCUGCUGCUACUACUGGUGUUUCAACUAGCUAGGUUACGCUAGCAAGAGUCCAAAGCUAUAUAUAUAUCUAUAUAUGUAUACGGAUACGGGGCCUGCCGGCCUUUUCACCUGUUCCAGGUGAUCAGAUGAGUUUGCUGUGUCCG